Messenger RNA from Pediculus humanus corporis (human body louse), 4851 nucleotides. Its product is annotated as serine/threonine-protein kinase ATR, putative. Gene Ontology annotation, cellular component: nucleus. The record is from RefSeq and is a predicted model, not a curated record. Bases 1 to 4851 code for a protein of 1616 amino acids. The transcript has 23 exons. Lineage: Eukaryota; Metazoa; Arthropoda; Insecta; Psocodea; Pediculidae. Gene Ontology annotation, biological process: DNA damage checkpoint signaling; telomere maintenance; protein phosphorylation. Gene Ontology annotation, molecular function: protein binding; protein serine/threonine kinase activity.
AUGGUACCUGUUUUAAUACUCUGGGCUACUCGUUAUCGCGAAGCAGAAGAUUUACUGGAGGAGUGGUCAUCAUUUGCCGAACAACCUUUGUCCGCCAUAUUGACAAGAUCUUUCCACGCCAUUUACAUCUAUAUUUUUUUGAACGAGACCGUUGAAACGUUUGAAAAGUGCAUGGACCAUAUUGAAAAAUUGACAAGUUUGAAAUUAUCCGAUCUCAUUACGCAUUCGCAGAAAGUUAUUUUGAAUCAUUUACUUUUUAAUUAUCACAGAGCUUCGGAAAAAGUUCUCACUGCCAUUAAAAAAGUCAUCGGUUUGUCGAUGGAAAAUGGAAAACAAGAAAUAGCUGAAAGUUUGGAACCUCGAUUUGUGGGAUAUUUAUUAUUCAUCGUUAGCAAAUUCGUUAAAGAAAUAAAUGCGGAUUCGGAAAAAGUUCAAGCCGUUCAUUCGUUAGGAUCUGUGAUCGAAUUGAUGGGUAAAAAAUACGUGACACCAGUGGCUAGAAAAGUUUUGGCAACGUUGCAAACCACUCUUGGCACAAUUCAUAAUCAAAAUUAUUUGGCGGUUCAAGUCAAUGCGUGGGAUAUUUUUAUUCAAACGAUUAAACCCAAAGAACUCGGUCCGUUACUUGCUACGAUUGUAAUUUCUUUACUACCUUUUUUGGAAUAUUUACCCACGGCCAUUUCGCGAAUAUUCCAUUAUUUAAUUGUGAAAAAUGAAGACGCCGUCAAAGACUUUCUACCCAGUUUAAUAUUUAUUCCGGAUCAUCCGCUAUUAAGUCAAGUCAAAGCAAAACUCAAAAAAUACAUUUCGUUCGAAAGUGAGACUUUAAGAGAUAAGUUGAUUCGUGAGAUUGGACUAGCAAUGCAUGAAACCGUUGGUGUUAGAAUCGAGGGUUUAAAGGCACUUCAAUUGACCGUUCGGAAAUUUCUGUCUGAAAUACAAAAUUUAAUCAUCGGGAGCGAUGAACCGGAUUCUUGUAUUAAAACUUUAUUGGAGUGUUUGGUGGUUAGUUGUAGUGACUCUGACGGUAAUAUUUCAAGUUUGGCAGCUUCGUGUUUAGGACAGUUGGGAGCUGUAGAUCCGGGUUUAUUACCGAGAAAACCCAAACCUAAAAAUUUAUUACCACUUUCUGUACACGAUUCCGAAUUUGCAUUUUUGGCUUUGACUGAAAUUACCCGAGGUUUUCAAAACGCGAGGAAUUCGGUGGACAUGGAUGCUUUUGCCAUUGCAAUUCAGGAGUUAUUAAAAUUAUAUCAAAUCGGUCCGAAUAGCGAAAAUGGUAUUUGGAAUCGUUUUCCUAAUCAAAUUCAAAAUUUAAUGACUCCGAUGCUGAGUUCGUGGUUUAAGGUACAAUCGCCGCAACGAGAUAAUUGGCCCGAGUUAGUUUUCGGAUCAAAAGGUGCUAAUACUCACAUAGGUUGGGCAAGUUUAUGGGCGAGUAAGCUAAUUAAUUAUUGCAAGGAUGAAAGAGCAGUUUUGUUAUUCAAAGCUUUACAAGCCAUAAUUCGUGAUUCUUCUGUUCACGAUAACAUAAUAAAAGAAAUCGAAGCGGUUAUAAAUUACACUCCGCAAAAUAUCGAAAAUGAUCGUUUUACUCAUCAAGCCAGGCCGAUCAGGUUAACAGAUUAUUGCGGGUAUCCCAACAUGAGGUCAACCAUUAGCGAAUCUGAGGCUAAAAAUUGCGCCAUGACAGUAUUUUUACUCAUAGAUUUUUUGCAAUCUUGGUUGAGAGUUUACAGAUCCGUUCUUUGCACGGCCAACGGUGAUCAUUUACAAAAGCGAGAUUAUAUUAUUGUCAACGAUUUUCUGGAAAAGGUCGAUUAUUUUAAAAUAUCCGUUGCCAAUUACGAAAUAGAAGAAUAUCCGCGCGCCAUCAUGUACCUCGAAGACGUCAUUUUAAAAACGGGAAAUUUAUCAGAGCAUUUACCACUAUUGUCAAAAGCUUAUGCCUUGUACGGGGAUUUGGACAGUGUUGCCGGUUCGACCACAUUUCAAAAAAGUGCACCGAAAAUCGACGAAUUGCUAUUGAGUCAUCAAGUUUCGGGACAAUUGGAAGAAGUGAGAGUAAUUUAUGAAAAACUCGGAAUGGACGGAAUACUGAUACCGAAUCACACUCAAGAGAUAAUACAGUGUUAUCUGAAAUUGGGAGAACCUUACACGGCCCUUAAUUAUAUUAAUUCAUUAACGAAAGACGAACCGGAAAUAAUGUCCGUUUUAUCGGAAGAAAUGACCGAGUGUUUAAUAAAAUUGGGCGACUAUUCGCAACUCGAUAAGUUUUUAAGCAGUAAUAAAUACGAACGUGAAUCUGAUUGGUUUUAUCAAGUCGGACGUUUGCUCGUGAGCGUCAAUAAGAAAGAAAAAGAAAAUGUUUUGGAUGUUUUAUUAAAUGCCAGAUUAAAAUUAUCAAAUUCGUUAAAGCAAGUCGGUUUGGAAUUUAGCGAUUAUCACCAAGGAUAUUUUUGUUUAAUAAAAUUGCAAAUAUUAAAUGAAAUUGAAAGAGUUUUCGAAGUCGUCACCGAUCAUCCAUUUUCCGAUAAUUCUAAAAUCAAAGAUUUGUUAGACGAAUGGAAUUUGAGAUUUAGCGUCGUUCAAUCCGAUCACAGUUCCAUGGAAUCCCUUUUGAGCAUGAGACGUGAAUUAUUGAGAAUAAUGAAAAAUUUACUGCCGAAAGAAAAUGAAAAAUUUUUAGAAACGGAAAUUGCUAAAAAUUGGGUUAAAAGUGCCGAAAUUGCGAGAAAUGCGGGUUGUUUUCAUCAAGCCUACAAUUUUAUACUCAAUGCCGAACAAUACAACAUUCCAUUGACGUUUAUUGAAAAAGCUCAACUUUAUUGGGAUAAAAACGAUCAAGAUUUAUGUUUGCACACGUUGCGAAGCGGACUAAAAGAAUUUUUUCCGAACGAAGCGGAAAUGAGAAAUUUGCCUCCGGGUGAAAAAUUGGAAGAAAGGAAAAUGUGCGCGGAAGCUAAAUUACUUUACGCGAUUUACAACGAAGAAACAUCGAAUUGCGAUCAUAAUACGAACAUGACCAAUUAUCAAAAUGCUUUUGAAGUUUGUAGACAUUUGGAAAAAACCGAGGCAUUUUUAGGACAGUGCAUGGAUCGCGUCGUUCAACACAUCGGUCACAGCGAACACGAACAGAAAAAAGUUUGCGAAUUGAAAGUAUUGAUGGUCCUCCAUUUUGGUAAAUCUUUAAUGUACGGAUGCGAAUACAUUUAUCAAACGGUGCCGAGAAUGUUGAGCAUUUGGUUGGAUUUAGGAGAAAAAAUCGAUUCGGAUGAAAAGUCUUUGGCUUUGCAAAAAAUCAACAAAAUAAUUCAGGGUUUCGUGGAUAAUUUACCCGCUUUCGUUUUCAUGACGGCGUUACCGCAAUUGCUUUCACGUUUAGGUCAUCCGAAUCGAAAAGUAUUUUUAUUAUUAAAAAACAUUUUAACCGUUCUUUUACGUUCGUUUCCUCAACAAUCUUUAUGGGCAAUACAAGCCGUUGCGAAGUCGUCGGUUUCUGAACGUGUUUUACGAUAUAACGAAUUCAUUCAGGAAGCUGCAUUGAGAUCCAACGAUUUACUCAAACUCAUCGGAGAUUUUACUAAUCUUUGCGAUAAAUUAAAUAAACUCACGAAUCGAAAUCUUUCUCAGGAAACUGCUUUUUGCGGAUUAAAAGUUUCAUCGAUUGUUCGAGAAUUACCUCAAUUGUUAUCGUCAGAAAAAUUUAGCGCCAUAAUUGUUCCCAUAACACGAUUUUGUUCGAUUUCUCUACCUAGAAACGUUUUAUCAUCGAGUCACGAACCUUUUCCAAAACAAGCUGUUUACAUCACAGGAAUAGAAGAAGAAGUAACCGUUUUACAAAGUUUACAAAGACCCCGGAAAAUUUCAUUUCGCGGAUCCGAUGGAAAAUUAUAUGAUAUUUUAUGCAAGCCAAAGGAUGAUCUCCGAAGAGACGGACGACUCAUGGAAUUUAAUAAUAUCGUUAACAUGUACCUGAGAAGAGAUCCUGAAUCUAGAUUGCGUAGACUUCACAUCAGAACUUAUGUUGUGACUCCUCUCGGUGAAAAUGGCGGUUUGCUGGAAUGGGUUCCCAACCUAACAGGUUUACGUCAGAUUCUAAUUAAGAUUUACAAACAAUUUGGAAAAUACGUUAAAACAAAAGAAAUAAAAAGAAACGAGUGUUUGGCAAGAGAUCCGUUGGAAAAAAAGAGGAAAAUUUUUACGGAAAAACUACUAGUUUUACAUCCGCCAUUAUUUCCCGAAUGGUUUCGUUUAACGUUUCCCGAUUCUUCUGGAUGGUACAUUGCGAGAGAGUCUUACGUUCGGACAACAGCUGUCAUGUCCAUGGUGGGUUACAUAUUAGGUUUGGGUGAUCGUCACGGGGAAAAUAUUUUGUUCGAUUCGGAAUCCGGGGAUACGGUUCACGUGGAUUUCAAUUGUUUAUUUAAUAAGGGUGAAAAGUUCGAAUGGAAAGAGAGAGUACCUUUUAGACUAACUCACAACAUGGUGGCAGCCAUGGGUCCAUUCGGAGUCGAAGGAACAUUUAGAAAAUCAUGCGAAAUAAGUUUGAGAGUGCUCAGAUCACAAAUAAAAACUCUCAUGUCCGUUUUAACUCCUUUUGCAUACGAUCCUUUCGGAAGCUGGGGAAAAAAUAAAGAAAUCGUGCAAAACGAAAGAGAUCAAAAAAUAGGAGAAGCGUUCAGCGAAUUAAGCGACAUUGAAAAAAGAUUAAACGGUUCAUUAAGAUCGAAACAAAAACAAGGUGAUGUUUAUCUAUCGGUCGAAGGUCAAGUAAGAUCUUUAAUCAUCGAAGCCACCGAUAUAGAUAAUUUGUGUCAAAUGUAUUUUGGUUGGGGAGCUUACUUGUGA